Closterium sp. Naga37s-1 is the source of this 920-nucleotide messenger RNA. The record is from the annotation of a GenBank genome assembly. NCBI's taxonomy places the organism in Eukaryota, Viridiplantae, Streptophyta, Zygnematophyceae, Desmidiales, Closteriaceae.
CACCCAAGGACUCCGGAGCUGCGCCACCAGUGAAGGUUCUCAGCCUAGCCACCAAGCGUUUCGAUCUCGUACCCGCCAAGAAAACCCCGUUUGUGGCGGCAUCCGGCGAUCGCCGCCGGGAGCGUGGUGGUGUAACAAACGCGGACCUUGACCAAUUCGAGCGACGCGUGAUGGCGAGGUUUGCCGAAAUGCUGUCGGCCAUGGGUCGGGGUGCUGGCCAAUCCCUCCCAAUCGGAGCGCCUGCAACAACACCUCCCCAUUCUGGCCCGAGCACCAGCUCGUCGGAAGGCCUUCCCUCUGGCAAUAGUCCCCUGGCAAACCACCGCGAAAUCGUCUACAAAGCCGUAGUCGACUUCAAGGAACUUGCUAGGCGUGUAGCAACACAUCUUUGCUUCAACAUUGAAGCCUCAAUGAUUCAGUUCUACCCAUCUGCGGAGGAGGCCUUAGAUCAUGGGUUUAGCGAGUUUGUGUCGCCGCAGUUCGAGUGGCCAAUCCUUAACAAUGCGCCCGAUGGGAAGUUGAGCGGCAAGUGGGAGUACAAUCGGAUCCAGUACGAGGAGAUGUGCACCCGUGUGAAGCGGGAGGUCGAGAUCGCUGUCAUGGACCAUGGUGUCCCAUACGCCAGCAACACGAACACAUUCAACUUCCCCAACGGCGUCUACAUCGACGCGUCUGACAUGGAGACCCUUGUCACCAGGGUGCAGCUUUGUUGCAUCACUCACCAUCUCUUCCGUCCCCUUCCCCUUCCUCCCAUCUCUUCCGUCCCCUUCCCCUUCCUCCCAUCUCUUCCGUCCCCUUCCUCCCGUCUCUACUGUCCCCUUCCUUCCGUCCCCCAUGCCUCUUUGCGCAGGCAGCACGACCUGCACCAGCCCGGGUUGUCACCCCCAACCCGUGAUCACAGAGAUCUACAGCAGCACUAG